AUGUGGCGCCCACCAAUCCUAGGGCUCUUGAAGACGGCCUUGCGAGGGUCGUCGCGACACAUGGCGGGAAGGAAGUUUCUGCACACUUUACGGGACGAGGAUUUGGAAGAUGAGGAGCAGUUGGCACGCCUCUUGGUGCAAGAUGUGAGUGCGCCACCAACACAAUCAACUGUUACGGCAUGGGUUAGCACCGGCGUAAUUGAGUCUCAGGAACUGGUGCGUGCGCAUCUGGAAGGCGGUGUUGAAGUAACUGCCGCGGAGGAUAACACAUUAGCUGACGCCAUGUUUGUAGAAGGGGAAUCUGCGGAGUCAUUGCCUAGCAGUUCGCCUAUCACUCCCACAAGGCGCGCAAACAAUCACCUCGCAAAGUAUUCGCACAUACGUCAGGCAAUUCACACGAAGCGGUUAAAGGACGGCGCAAGACUCGUGGGUGAGGCGGCACUAGAAUGGAUGUGUUGUGGUUGCCGCACCUACAACUUUAUCGGGCGCAGGACAUGCAGAUCCUGUAAACAGAGCAGUUUAGAAUCUUGUAAGCACAAUACAGCACCAGCACGGCACCUACCACUCUUUCCGGCCAUAUGGACGUGCCACUCCUGCGGGCAUAAUAACAACCCGUGCCCCGCCGAUGCAACGAACCGAAGCAAAUUUUCUUGUGAGAGCUGUGGUGACCCUUUCCCGGGGAUCAGAGAGUGGUAUUGUCCUUCAUGUUGCCAUAUCAACUCUCGCGGGUCCGUGCAGUGCGCCACGUGUUACGCCGACCGCCCUUUUCGUUGGUCUUGUUCCAGUUGCGGACACGACAAGAACUCAAUAUUCUUCACAGAGUGUCGAAACUGUCAUUCCGUCCGCCGGAGGCUCGUGUCCGACUCUACGGUUCUCUGUCCGAGCUGCCGCCAACGGAACGACGUGCAGUGGGAAAUGUGCUUCAUGUGCAUGACACCAUUGGGGAUGAUGAACAGUGUUCGGAAGUUGCAGUUAAAGGUUGAGAGUGGUCUCGCUCCAGAAGAUAAAAGUGCCGCAAACUCCGCAGUGGAGGAUGAAAAUUGCGCUCAAUCCAAUAAUCGAGGCGGAACACCGCCAACAACCAACGACGUGGCCGAGGAUGCUGGUGAAGGAAAGGUGGGACCGUCAGUUGAAUGCACCGGAGAAGCACAUGACGGGACCAAAGCGGAGAGUGAGCAGCACAAUAACCACCGGGAGCAAGUCCAGCUUUCCCUUGGAGAUGAGAAAAAUACCAGGGAUUCCGCUGUCAUGGAAGACUGUGCUGCAACUGCUGCUAGAGUUAAGGCUGCGGAGCGCGGCACCUGGUGGUGUACGGAAUGCAACGUUCUUCAACGACGCAACGUUGGUUUUUGUGAUAUAUGUCUGAAACCGAGGGUUGUUGUGGACUCUAGAGGGCCGCCAAAAUCCAUUGCUGCGGAUUCAUUGACAAGUGAGACAAAAGGCACAGCGUCUUGUUUGACCGAAACCGGGACUGUGCUGCCGAAUGAGGGGCAGUGCAAAACUGACCAAGCUACUGUGGGCGGAGGAAAACAUUUGGGUGGGGAUGGUGCUGAAGUAACGGAAACAAAGUUCUCUGACACAUUUAUCCCUUGCAGCGUCAACACUACCGAAACGGGCGAGUGGCGUUGUCCCUACUGCAGAAAUCUGCUGGGCGCGACGGUGACGUCUUGCUGUGGCGUAACCCGCGAGGCUCCUUUUGGCUACUGGCGGUGCAGUGCUUGCUGCAGCACCAAUAGGGAUGAACGCGCUCGCUGUUUGGGUUGUGGCGCAGCUCCGCAAGCGGUAAAACCAUGGCGUUGCUAUAUGUGCCGCAGGCGGAACGAAGCUGAUGUAUUUCAGUGUGAUUACUGUGGGAGCGCCCAUCCGCGGCAUUGGGUUUGUGGACAGUGCGGGUCGAAAUGCCAGCAGUCUGGUGACAGUCGCUGUUCGUCCUGCGGUUCCGUCAAGAAAAAACUUGAGGUUGUUGUUUGCCCACAUUGCUCAGUGCCAAACAACUUCCUUCGAAAGAGCUGUUUUCGCUGCCGGGCACGUUUGGUGUCGGAUGAUUGGCACUGUGAGAAGUGUGGCUACGGUCAGAAUGGAAAAAAUUCUCGCCGCUGCACCGGAUGUGGGGAACCACGGCGGUUCAAUAUGGACGAGAUUACGUGGGUGUGUGAUGUGUGCAGUACGGCUGUGGCUUCAGGUGGUGCGUUGAAGGAACGUAAGCAAUGCCCGCGGUGCAACUCGGACCGAACGGAGCGGAGUUUGGAGAUACCUAGCAGAUGGCAGUGCCGCAGUUGCGGUGUGGCAAAUGCCUAUUCGGUACCAGCUUGCUUGGAAUGCGGCAAUGCGCGUAGGUUGGGAAAUAUGCGCACGCAUACCAGCUGUCGCGCGUGCUUCCGGCUAACUUUUUUGGAUGAGAAAGAGCGCUGUGAACACUGUGGGGCGGUUAUGUCCGAGGUUAUCAAUGAUGUUGGCUCGCUCGUCUCCAGCUCAGGACUCCACCCCCUGGUGAGGGGCGCUGUCGAUUCCCUUUCUGUAGCCGAAGGAACAAGGGAAAACGGCUGCAUCUCGCCAACACCUGCCGGUGUUGGCCCCAGAGACGACUCAAUCAUCCCAGGAACGCUCUCCCCGUUUACCGCCACCGAUCACAGGGGUAGUGUAGUUGCCAACAUGAUCACAAAAGAUGUCUGUGGGGUUUCUUUUCAGCCAAUUGAUUCGAGUGUUUGUUGUUAUGGACCUAAAACACUUGGCACUUCUCAAGAGGAAGGAGAUACCGUGGAGUGCUUGUUGCAAUGCAGCGAGGAGGGCAGCGGCACUGAAACAUCUGCGCCAGAAAGCUGUCUAGUGAGUGAUGCCGAGGAAUGGUGUGCAGGGGAUUUGGGUUGUGAAGAACUUGACGAGACUGUGGAUGUCAUCAACGGUGAGUGGUGCGAAAGCAUCCCUUCUUGGAUUUGCAGUAACUGUGAAGCAAAGAAUCUUGACGAAGCCGAUGUUUGUGUUGAUUGUGGCAUUGCCAAAUGCGACAAAUAG
Trypanosoma brucei brucei TREU927 is the source of this 3012-nucleotide messenger RNA. RefSeq lists its product as hypothetical. The record is from RefSeq and is a predicted model, not a curated record. The transcript has a single exon. NCBI's taxonomy places the organism in Eukaryota, Euglenozoa, Kinetoplastea, Trypanosomatida, Trypanosomatidae. The coding region runs from base 1 to 3012 and encodes 1003 amino acids.